CAUAAUUUUCUAAUGCUUCAACUCAGCCAUUAUUUCUGACGUUUAUGUGCAUAUAAAAAGGACACUCCCUCCGGAGUUCCAGAGCUACCUAGAUUAACUGAAUUCCACCAAAACGAUGCAGUUUCAGUCGUCCUAUGUUUCUCGUCGUACCAUAUUAAUAUGGCUGUCUGUUGCAUGGAGUACUACUACUACAACAACAGCUCUGAUAAAGCUGCCGGAAAAUGUAACGGUACCGGCAGUUAUAGCGUUUGGAGAUUCCAUAGUUGAUGCAGGCAAUAACAACAAUAUCCAAACCCUUAUCAAGUGCAAUUUCCCUCCUUAUGGACUUGAUUUCUACGGUGGAAUUCCAACCGGAAGAUUUUGCGACGGCAAAAUUCCUUCUGACAUUAUAGCUGAAGAACUGGGAGUCAAAGAAAUUUUGCCAGCUUAUUUGGACCCAACUUUACUGCCUCAAGAUCUCAUAACAGGAGUAACUUUUGCUUCAGGUGGUUCGGGUUUUGAUCCUUUGACAUCCAAGUUGGCGUCAGUUAUAUCAUUGACCGAGCAGUUGAAUCAUUUCAAAGGAUACAUAGCGAAGGUGAAAGGUAUUGUGGGAGAAGAAGAAGCGAAAUUCAUAAUAAGAAAUAGUCUGUAUUUAGUGGUAGCAGGCAGUGAUGAUAUUGCCAAUACCUAUUUUUCUCUACGUGCUCGAAAGCUUCAUUAUGAUGUUCCUGCAUACACCGAUCUUAUGGCUAAUUCAGCUUCUACUUUUAUCCAGGAUUUAUACAAUUUGGGAGGAAGAAGGAUUGGAGUAUUUAGUGCGCCGCCAAUUGGAUGUGUGCCAUCACAAAGAACACUAGCAGGGGGAUCUGAAAGAGUAUGUGCAGACAAUUAUAAUGAAGCAGCAACUUUAUUCAACUCCAAAUUGUCUGCAAAACUGAAUUCUCUCACUACAAGCCUGCCUCAAAGCAAAAUUAUCUACAUAGAUAUCUACAAGCCUCUCCUUAAUAUCAUCCAAUACCCUAAACAAUAUGGAUUUGAAGUAGUAAAUAAAGGAUGUUGUGGAACUGGAGCCAUAGAAGUUGCUGUGUUAUGUAAUGGAGCAGUUCCAGUUACAUGUGAUAAUGUUUCUAACCAUGUGUUUUGGGAUAGCUAUCAUCCCACAGAAAAAGCUUAUAAGUUGAUCGUCUCUCAAAACCUUCAAAUCUAUAGUUUUUUUCGACAUUCUUCUUUCAUUUUAAAUUUGUUGCUACUUGUGCUGACAAAUAUUCUAUUACGGACCACAAAUGCUUUGAUAAAGCUACCACCUAAUGUCACAGUUCCAGCCAUUUUUGUAUUCGGUGAUUCCAUAGUUGAUACUGGCAAUAAUAAUUAUAUUCCGACCAUUAUCAAAUGCAAUUUUCCUCCUUACGGUGUAGAUUUUAAAGGCGGCUUUGCCACCGGAAGGUUUUGCGACGGGAAAGUCCCAUCUGACCUUAUAGCGGAAGAAUUAGGAAUCAAAGACACAGUACCAGCUUAUCUAGAUCCAAAUAUUCUGCCUCAGGAUUUCCUCACCGGAGUAACAUUCGCUUCCGGCGGCAGCGGAUAUGAUCUAUUAACAGCUAAUUUAGUGUCGGUUAUAUCAUUAGACAAACAAUUAGCGUACUUUGGAGAGUACAUAGAGAGAGCGAAACGGAUGGUCGGAGAAGAACGGACGAAAAAUAUAAUCGGAAAUAGUUUAUUCAUGGUGGUCGCCGGCAGCAACGACAUUGCCAACACCUAUUUUACUCUUAAGACAAGGAAAGCCGGUUACAAUAUUAAUGCCUAUACUGAUCUUUUGGCUAACUCCGCUUACAAUUUCGUUAAGAAUUUAUCUUCCAUUGGAGCAACAAGAAUUGGAGUAUUAAGUUCACCACCCGUUGGAUGCGUGCCGGCGCAAAGAACUUUAGCAGGUGGAUUCCACAGAGAGUGCGAUGAAAACCAGAACCAAGCAGCAUUCUCAUUCAACUACAAACUAAAUAAAACGCUGGCGUUUCUUAAUACUCAAUUCCCUAACAGUAAAAUUGUCUUUAUAGAUGUCUACACUUCUUUGCUUGAUAUUAUCUCAAAUCCUCAACAAUAUGGUUUUGAUGUUUCAAACAAAGGAUGUUGUGGAACAGGAAAUAUAGAAGCUGUUAUUUUAUGUACAAGUGCAACUCCUACAAUGUGUCCUAAUGUUUCUGAUUAUGUAUUUUGGGACAGUUAUCAUCCAACUGAAAAAACUUACAGAAUACUUGUCUCACAAUUUGUCAAAAAUUAUUCCUACAAAUUCUUCUAAGUGCUCAACCACGCCAUAUAAACCUUAUUAAUUUUGUAUUGAAACUUAUAUUUUUAGCUAGGAAGCAUUAGAUUUGGACAUUUUUAUUUUUAUUUUUAGACUAAAUUUGA
Messenger RNA from Mercurialis annua (annual mercury), 2385 nucleotides. Its product is annotated as GDSL esterase/lipase EXL1-like. The coding region runs from base 116 to 2275 and encodes 719 amino acids. Gene Ontology annotation, molecular function: lipase activity. Gene Ontology annotation, cellular component: extracellular region. Gene Ontology annotation, biological process: lipid metabolic process. The transcript has 11 exons. The record is from RefSeq and is a predicted model, not a curated record. NCBI's taxonomy places the organism in Eukaryota, Viridiplantae, Streptophyta, Magnoliopsida, Malpighiales, Euphorbiaceae.